AUUCGAGAAACGCAGAAGGCACUCAGAGCUUGUACAGGUCCCCGGAUCAGCGGAGCUUAUGGUUCCCGCAUAAACAGUACGUGCGGAAUUCGGGGGUUUGUGGGUGCGCUGGUUUUUGACAGUGCACUGGAGCGAAGGUAGGCGGAGUACCGCUGAUACGCCAGACAGUUUGGGAGGACGGUACAUCGGAGGAUUGGUUGGUUACCAGCGGCAACGUUUUGCAGAUAAACAAUGGAUCUCAACUUCAGAGUCUUGAAAGAACCGAGAGGGUUUAUGCGAGUCUUACAAUUUGUCUUUGCCAUUUUUGCCUUUGCCACAACGUCUGGCUUUGGGAGUGCCACAACUUUCAAGGUCUCGUGCAGUCAAGAGUCCCCCGUCACAGUCAAUUUUCAGUUUGGCUAUCCAUUUAGGAUGUCAUACUUUCCUUUCAAAGCCCCUGCAGAGUGCACUGACGGGCGCUUUGAAGGCUGGACAACUGUCAGACUGCCCUUCAACUUUGCCAGCAAUGCGGAAUUCUUCGUGGCCACGGGUGUUCUGUCAUUUCUCUACUGCGUGGGCAUUCUGGGAAUCUACCUGUUCUCCAAUAAGAUGUAUAUUGAGAACCAGACUGUGCCUAUCAUUGACCUUGGGUUGUCUGCUCUUCUGGCCCUCUUCUGGUUUGCCGGCUCCUCUGCUUGGGCACAAGGCAAAAGUGACGUGAAGUACUACACCAGUCUCCCAAACUUCAGAAACUUUGUCGAUGUCUGCAAAGAUCGUCGCGCAUUGUGCGAACCUGAAACAACCGCAAGUUUUGCCACCCUCAACGUUUCGCUCAUCUUGGGCUUCUUCAAUGUCCUCCUCUGGGUGGCCGGCUGCUGGUUCGUCUUCAAGGAGACCUCCUUCCACGCCCAGCGCCAGCCUCCUCCUGUCGGGGGCGGCGGGGUGCCCCCGUUCCCCCAGUCGAACGCACAGUACCCCCCCCAGUCACCUCCCCCCAUCCAAAGCCCCACCUUCGGAACCCAGUACUGAGCCCCAGCCUGUCAAGUUUCCGACGACGACCAGUGGAGUAGCCCUUCUUUUGGGGUAGCCCCUCUCUGGCGUUUGCAUCCGAGGUCACGAAUUCCAUCUUGUUUCAUGCGAAGACGAGACCCUUGGUCUCCUUCCUCUCAUGUGUCUCCCGCAGUAGACUCUAUCCAUUUUCGGUGCCGCUUGCCACUGAUAUACUAUAUGAUAGAGGCGUGCGAACGGUAGCUCAGAUUGAAUGGUGCGGCGUCGUUCGUGGCCACCAUGGCGGAAGAGUACAGCAUGUCGUCUGGGCUCUCUUUGCUAGGAAUGACGCAGCUGUUGUGUUUGAUUCUAUCGUUCGCACGCACCUAACCUUUGAGUCUCUAUAAAGCUGGCUGUCUAUCGUGGCUCUUGUGGCCCUGUGGUAGUGGCUACCACGUGCAAGAAACUGUUCAAGCUAGACCCAUGGGCAACUAACUGUGGUGUUUAGAAGAUGUGAAGGGUACUCGGGCAUAGCUUUGAUUGGCACUCAAGGUGCUCGAGCGCCUGUGUGCCCAUAGCCUUGCCUGCAUUGCCGCAAUGUUGUCCACGAGCAUAGUUGGACAUGCAUUUUGGCCACUGCAACGGGCACCACAAGUGCCCGCAGCAAGCCGUCAUCUUGUUGCAAUUUUUUUAUGUUCGUUGACUCGGGUGAUUUGAGGUUUUUUGGUACGUGCUAAGAAAUUAAUGAAGUCUAUAAAAAGAAUGAGUUAAAAAUGUUGAUUUCUUUUGUGGCCCAAUUUGUUUUGUUAGAGUUUUGACUGUGUAGACAAGCUCCACAGUGCAAUGUUUCCUACAAGCAUUUGGGUAGUGGAGAAUUCAGGAAAGCUAUCACCCACCGUGAAGACAACCUAGGCUGAUUGGUGAAUAGGCGGCACGUGUUGCAAGGCAAAAUGGGGAACAGUUGAGAUGAAACUUGUCGAGAUGGCUGGCACUGCAAAGAUAGUUUGUUGCAUAUUUUCGCUGCAAAAUAUUUAAGAAAGGAAGAGCAUUUUGUUUUUACCUAGUGGUAUCGAAUAUUGAAUAAUUUGGUAUCAUUGUUUUGGGUUUCGAGCUUGGGACAGCUGAUGUUUUGCUCAGCCAGCGAAUUGGUGAAAGCCACCUGGCCCAAAUCAUCCGAGAGUUCUGUUCGUGAUGUCGUCUGUUUUAGUGGUGACCUGAAUUGCAGGGUGUUGCGCAUCAUGCAUGUGCGCUCUGAAGAAAACGAGUGUUUGAAGCUUUGAAAGUCUAACCACGAGUUAAUGCCUGUGGUUGGCUAAUGUUUCGUGAAGGCCGUUUUGCUCUUCAUUGCACUUACCCGUUACUCUAGAAAUUUCAUUACGAUGGAUUCUUCUGCAACAUGAUUUCAUGUAUUGAUCAUACAUGUUCUGCCCAUGCAGGAGGCAGCAAGUACUAUCAUUGUCUUCUAUAUUUCAUAGAAUGUAACAGUUCAUUUUCUGAGAUUGUUUUUUUGUUAUGGAGUUGCUUAGGGGUCAGCAACCUUUCGUCAGCAAAGGUCAAAGGCAAUGAUCUGGGACUCCACAAAAGUUGUUAGAAGUUUGAUUUGUGAAUUGGAGCACAAGCAGAGUUGCCUACGUUCACCAUUGCUUGUCUUCUCAAACAAAUGUUUUGGUCAGGAUUUGAUUGCCAGAGCCUUGAGAUCAGGGCUGCUUCCUAUGUGAACACAUAAAGGAAGGAAAAUGUCACUAAUCUCUGCCAAAAGGAUCUUCAGUUAAAGAUCACAAAGGAACCUGAUCGAUCUCUCAAACUGUGCGUUGCUGUCUUUUAUGCUGAACCUUUUUUGUUUUCUAACAAAGCUUUAUGAAAAUAAUGUGUCAGGAAUUGCUUAUUGGUUGGAAUUUAAGCCUGGGUUGUGGUUUUUCUUCUAGUGCAGUUUAUCUCCACAGCGAGUUCUUAUUUUGAACAAACGCAUAACAUGACCUUUCGUAGGACAAGCUUAUUUAUUUUUGUUUUCUUAUGGUUGUCCAUUACUUGUAAAAUGUUACUAGUUCCUCAUGAAUUACAUACAUAUAUAAAUGGUUGUGCUAUUUAAAGGUUUUUUUCAACUGGGCCCAUGCGGGAAACAUUGUGUCACUUUUAUCGCAGUAUGUUUUUAAGUACUUAAAUGUUUUCACUAGAGGGCACAUGCUCUUUGUUUGGAAAAGUUAUUGUACAAUGGACCUGUAACAUUUUCAAGGUAAUAUUCUUUCAAAAGUGCAACAAUUUACAAGUGCCCAUUCUUCUUUUAGGGUCUUUUUGGCCUUACUUGGUGUUUUAUUGUUGAAUAUACUAGGUAUGUUAUUACUUUUUUCUGGCUUUUAGAAAGAGCCACUUCGAUAGACUUGAUUUCAUGUUGUUUCUCGACAGGCCCUUUUCAAAAGUAAGUCUGACCAUCCAGAUCAAGUGUGAACCCCUCUCUCUAGCAAUGGCUUGAACUUUGCGCCACCCGAAAUAUUGAAGGUCUAUGAAAGCUUAGAGCAACAACUUAAGCUUUUCUGUGAGUUUUUCUGGAUAUCUACACAUUUUUGGGGAAAGCUAGAUGUACUACAGAGCAUCACUAAGAGUAUUUUCAGAGAUACUACAAGCAACAAAUGCAGUUUCUACUGCCUAACCAAAGCAAAGAACAGCAGUGGCGCUCCUCCCUCGAGACCAUGGGAACAUUCACUCCGAGAUUAGCAGAAGAGCUGAAAUAAUCUUCUUCAUUGUUCAGCAUCAACGUGGUAGAGGUGUGAAAAAUGGAUCCCCUCAAAGAGGUGCAUGUGCACUGCCUUCGAUUCACAAAAUGAAAGUGCCCAUUUUUUGCAAAACUGGGUAUUCAGCCAUUGUUACAGGGGCGUCUUGGUUCCUCACUGGACAGCACUCGCCCUUGAAAACGGCCUAUUCACCUACUUAGUCGAGUGAUAUUAACCCAGGAAGUUUACUAUAUAGCAUAUUUAAGGUAUGGUACCUCGGAAGUUUUCGUUUUUUGUCUACCUACAAGGCCCGCCAACCUAAAAAAAAGCAAGUUCCAAUUUGUGCGUAAUUCUACUAACCUGUUUUUUACACAAUACAUAGUUUGAGAAUAUUAUAAUUGGGCAGAACCUAGGCUCUGGUCGCAUUUUUUAUUGUAAUAUUUUGGGCGUGCUAUCAGGCUUCGUUUCAAUGACAACAUUCCACUUCAUGCAGGUUGCACGUGCAGCGAAUGUUCGUUUGAGUGAAGUUUGGUCGUGAAACGUUUAAUGCACUAGUCAAACGUAGUGUGGAGUAAACACUGUAAGGAAUUUUGUGUGAAACCUUGAACGAAAGCGACCAACUGCUAGUUUUUGCAGGCAUUCUUCAGCCCGCAACUUCCACGGGCUGCCCAAAUGUGUAUUUAUCCGCUCAAACUUAAGCUUUUCUUCUUUUUUUUAACAACGCCAAGCUGUUGGGUUGAAAAGCAGCAGCUAUGCAUGGUAACCCAAUAACGAAAUGGCAGCUGGCACGGUGUGGGAUGUUCUCUGCACCUCUGGACGGGAAAAGUUGGAAAAAAAAAAAACAAAAAAAACCAAGACAGCCAUUGUUACUCCUAGCAAAGUAUAUUCCAUGUCUUGUGCCUGUCUCCGAGGGGGAACACCAAAUCCCGACGUCUGGACAGAUACAAAUGUCAGACAGACCCCCUUUUUUCUCGAAGUUUCAGAAUGCGUUGCAUUAUGCAAACAAACGAAAAACGGUGAUCUCGUCCUUAAUAUUUUCAAUGCGUUUACUUCGUAGGUUUCCUAUCGUUCGGCACAAUUGUGACUGUCGCAUUCCUGCAUGAGGUUUGGCUCAUUUACCUUGUUCUCUGGUUGUGUUCUGAAGUUUGGACUGUUUUUUUUUUCUUUUUAUGUGCGACAUUUUUGAUUUACAUGUGUUGGUUUAUAUUAAUUGAUUCUUUUAUUUUUUUUUGUGAAGUGCUGGUAGCUAUAUUGCAGUGCAACAUUUUAGCAUUCUAGCUCCCUGUGUACCACGUUUGCUUUGCCUCAGUGCACAUUAAAUAUAAAAGAGAGCAUUUCCACGCUGUAGGGGUAGCUUCUUUUUUGCCAUAGUGCUCCAACACUAAAGCAGCUGUGGUGCUUACUUUGUGUGUUCUUAGCACAGUGCGCAUCUGGUGCCAUUCUUUGAGCACUGCACUACACCUCUGUGGGCAGACUAGGCUGUUCGGUUAGUUGCACGUACUUGGGGGACGACGGCCAGCAAUAAACAAUGGCAACUAUACGGCCUCUGUAUUUAAAAUAAUGGAAGGCUCUUGGUGGUGUGCACCUCAGCUUUGUGUUGGUUUGACUGUUUGCAUGACAUGCAAAACUGCUUCUUGGUUCCUUUGUGGACAAAUUAUUUUUUUUUGUGGUAUCGACCGAUAUUGGCCUGCAAUACACGUGGGUGCGGUUCUCACUCGCCCAUGAUUUGUGGUACUAGUUGAUUUCAUCUGGCAGAUGCUGUUAAUAUUUGGCUUUUUGUGUCUUUGUAGUUUACAUAUCUUGCUCUCCGAUACUUGGAACUUGAUGUACCAAGCACCAGUUCAGAAGGAGCAACAGCGCCUUCGGGAAUCCUGUACAAAGCGAAGUUGCAACUGUGAAUUUAGUUCAUAAACUAAAUAAAAUGGAGCAGAAAAGUAAGACCAGUGAUUUUGCAGUUUUUGCUAGUCACUUGCAAUGCAGUCUUCUUAGUUUCACACUUGCCUAGUAUUUCAACAGCCAUUCAGUACAAAAGGCAUCCUCCAAACAAACCUAUUACCGACUGUGGAUUCAUCUUACCCAGCUGAAGUAAUUUCCUUAAAGUGAGCCUUCCAAUAUUAAAAGCGUGCAACACUUUUCUGUGGUAAUAUUUUUGUGAGCCACCAAACUUAAACUUGAGGCCACACAGGUUGGGUCUGAGUGUUCCUUUAACUUGUGUGCACCAUGGGUUUCUGUUGGUGCAUUAUUUUGGAGAAUUUGAAGGACAGGUAAGAAUACAAUCCCCAAACAUGAAUGUAGUUGUAUCUGCUCUGCAGUGUUACCCACAUUGAGUGCUGUGUAAUAGCUUGUUACAGUGGUAGUUCGAAAGAUUACCAUUUGGUGAUUUAGGUGUAAUAUGUCCCUAGAGUGCAUUCCACUUAAACAAAAUAACGAAAACACCCUGUUAGACAAAGCACACAAAGGUUAUUGCUGUGUAGGAUGUGGUGUAAUGUUGUUGUGCAAGUCCAAGGUGUCUGGAGUGAGUGAAUCUAGUGACUGUUUUACUGCUCCGCUAAACUGGGUGUUUCUGGAAGGCAAGCUUUCAAUUGCUGACAACUAUUCUAAGUCUGAAAAAUCUAUAAUUACUCUAGUGCCAUAGCUGAGUACAGGUAUUAGUGUACAGCCUAACAGCCAUUCUAAAAAUGUGUGUGUGCGUGCGUGCUCGGAGUCGUGUUUGUUGUUGACCAUUCACAUCUGUUUUUAAUGCUAGGUUCAGGGCAGAGGAAAAUAGCAGAAGCACACUAGAAGAAUGGGUGUGCCGUGAAAAGCCCGCAGUACGCAGUUUUAAAGCGUAGUAGGCAUGUUACUUGAAAGCAUUAGUUAGAGGUACGUUACGUAAUGCCAGUUUUCACACUGAGUGCAGCAUCAUUAUGGAAUUCCUUGUGAUUAUCAUUCGCUAGGUUCAAUUCAUACGGUGACAGUGUUUGUCUCCGAGACACUCGAGUGAAUGCUGGUUUGAGUGCUGCCUUGUGUUCACCCUAACAUACUUCAUUCUGUUAUAUAAUGUUGGUAUGUACCUUUCUGUCCUCCUUAGUUUGUCUACCGUAUCCCCCACUCACAAGUGUGUGUGUGUGUGUGAACAAAACGGAGGACAUUGUCACCAAGAUGCACUGCCAGUUUUCCCACUUUAAAUUGAUUGUACAGUUGUCCUUUUGGCAGGAUGCCAGCAGUCACUGCGUAUCCAUCUAGACAAAAUGUGAACCAGCAGCGAACAGCUCUCAUUCCGCAGGCAACCAAUUACAGCUGACCAGUUUGACAUCAAAGUCCUUGUGUGCUUCCAUUAAGCCGUACCUAAACCCGUUUAUUUUGGUAGCAUUUGCUCAUUUCUGCUCGCACCUGUUGCGAAGCAGGAACAGCCUGAAACUUUUGUAGCCCUACUUGUAAGGACCAUUCCUCCUCGAUCAAGCCCUGCUUUGGUGCUAUACGUUGCUGGUUAAUUGGAUGCAGUAGUAUGCGCGAUUUGUUGCUGCUCAUCGAGGAACUGAGGUUGCAUAUCUCGAGAUAAAGAUUGCAUCAUAGUUCUCUGGCCCUCCUCCAAAGUUUUGUUACUUACCUGCAUUUUAUGUGAAUGGCAAUCCAAACCAACUUCGAACUUCAUGGCAUUUUUUUUAAAUGCAUGCAUUGGGGUGUGUCUUAGAUGGGUGGGACUUGCGUAUGCCACUUAUGUUGUGAGACUUCAGUGUGUGACCUGUGUAUGGGACUGUUUCAUCAAAGGAACCUGUUACUGUUGAUACUCUUAACAGAAAGUGUACAUAGUAUACCUACAUAAAUGUAUAAGAGAAUAUAUUACUGGAAAUAAAGUUCAAAAUGUGGACCAA
Messenger RNA from Ixodes scapularis (black-legged tick), 7528 nucleotides. Its product is annotated as synaptophysin. The record is from RefSeq and is a predicted model, not a curated record. Lineage: Eukaryota; Metazoa; Arthropoda; Arachnida; Ixodida; Ixodidae. Bases 232 to 1008 code for a protein of 258 amino acids. The transcript has 7 exons. Gene Ontology annotation, cellular component: synaptic vesicle; synaptic vesicle membrane.